This is a messenger RNA of Guyanagaster necrorhizus, 880 nucleotides long. RefSeq lists its product as uncharacterized. Gene Ontology annotation, molecular function: transcription coregulator activity. The coding region runs from base 194 to 880 and encodes 228 amino acids. The transcript has 5 exons. Gene Ontology annotation, biological process: regulation of transcription by RNA polymerase II. The record is from RefSeq and is a predicted model, not a curated record. Gene Ontology annotation, cellular component: SAGA complex. NCBI's taxonomy places the organism in Eukaryota, Fungi, Basidiomycota, Agaricomycetes, Agaricales, Physalacriaceae.
CGGAUUUGGAAGCCUCGAAGCUUACAGAGAGCCGUACUCCCUUGCAUCGUCUUUGUCAGCAUCUUCAUCUUGCACGGAGCGUCCGAGUUACUGCCGGGUCGCUUCUGCUGCUUGCUCGAGAAAUAAGUGCGACUGGCUACAACGAGGGCCUUAAGAACUGCCCUCAAUUAGACUGCAACGUGUGAGGGUCGACAUGGCUAUAACAUGGUACAAUCAGACUCGCCAGGAACUACUGGCAAAGAAUGAAUCGAAGCCACCAUCAUUCACCAUACACCUACAUGCGGAACAUUGGGUUCUCAAUAAUGGAUCCAAGUUUCUCUACAACAAUUACGCUGCGUCAUUACUCGAUGAUAUUCGAGCUCAUCAACUGCCAGUAGAUUUUCUAGAUCUCUUUGACGCUUCUCCCAACAUCCAUUUCUAUGAUGGGUGUUUGAUUGCUGAGCUCCUGGACUAUCGCCCUCAGAAGGUCAAUGACCCGCCGCUAGAAAAGCCAGUACGAACGCGUACUGUCCUGCACCCUACGCCAGAAUCGUUAUGGGCAGAUACCUGCAAAAUCGCUGCUGCUGCGAAGCAGCAGGAGGAUCUUGUUAUGACUGACAGGGACGCCUUGGAAAUUGAAUCCCGAAUUCUACUCGCCACUGCCCCACCUUUAUGUCUUGAUCCAGAUCCCCACCUUACUCGCAUGGUGAACCACAUUGUCCGAGUAUCGACUCCCACUGUGCCCGCCUCUCUGAAGCGCAAAGUAUCCGCUAUGGAUCAGGAAGAAGAUGAAACAGACAAGGCCCGCAGAGCCAAGAUCAUGCAAUUCAUGAAUUCUAGAGCUACUCGUGUUCCCAGCGCAAAGUAUGCGAUUUAUAUCCUUAGUUCUGUACCUGUCUGA